AUGUCCUCGCAGGCCGAGAGCACGGCUGGCACCGUCCCCGCUAGGCUGCAGAACUUGUACCACAAGUCCGAAAACGAGAAGUCGGCGCUGCAAGAUAAGUGCCUUGCGCUCGAGGAGCGCUGUACUGCACUAGAGCCUAGCGGCAACGAAUACACGGCGCAGGUACUGCGCUACCCUGUUUUAAUCGCGCAGCUGGCAGACCAGAAGAUGCAGCUAGAGGCUUUCCGCAACCGUAACGCGCGGGUCCGGGAGCUGUCCGAGGCAAACGAGGAAAAGGACGCGCGGAUCGAGGCGCUGGAGGCACGCAACCGUGAGCUGGAGACUUAG
Molecule: messenger RNA, 327 nt
Organism: Aplosporella prunicola CBS 121167
Lineage: Eukaryota; Fungi; Ascomycota; Dothideomycetes; Botryosphaeriales; Aplosporellaceae
Exons: 3
Coding region: 1-327 (108 amino acids)
Source: RefSeq, a predicted model, not a curated record